UAUAUAUAUACGUGGGAGAUAAGUGUGUCGUGUAAAUCGUUAUUAGAUCGGCAUCUUCACGAGAAUUUUUUGCAAGUUGAUCAUGCGGCGACUGAAGUGUUCCGUGUUUGUGUUUCUAUUUUUGGUAAUCGAUGUCGGUCGUUCAUUCAACAUAAUUGGAAUCAAUAAGCAAAUGCUCUACGAAUAUGUGGGCAAUGUUCUCGUUGGCUCCAAGCCCCAGGACGAAGGACUCCCAGCACCACCAACCACAGGUUGGAUUGUUCGCGGCAAACUAACCCUCCAGCGUCAGAGUGAACUUGUCAUGGCCGCUGCGCUGGUCAUAGACGAUGUAACGCUCAAUAAUUCGGGUGACAAGUAUACGCAGAACAAGGAAAUGUAUCCGCCGUACAAACCCUUUAAGAUUAUACUCACGAGAAAUGGCUUAAUAUCGCAUGUGGUGUUCAAGGAGGGUGAUCCCAUUUGGUCGAUGAACUUCAAGCGUGCCAUUGCCGGCACACUGCAAUUUCAAAUCAAGUCCAGCGGCGCCUUUGUCGUCAAUGAGACGGGCAUCCACGGCGAAUGCCAGACGGAGUACUUUGUGUCCAACAAGACCAACUAUAUAUCCAUACGGAAGACGCCUGAACUGAAGACCUGUAAGCCGUACUCGGAGGCGGUGCACGUGACCCGCAGCAAUGUGCACCCGAACACGUGUGAGUUUGAUCACCAGAAGAGUGUCAUCAUUGGCAAUGAGGCCAUCUACGGCAUAUUGCCGCACAAUGAAACCGGCUACUUUCUGAGCAUGGCGCAUGCCAAGGGCACCACACUGAUUCACACCUUCGAGUCGACGGGUGAGGCGCAAUACAUUAACUCGGAACUGCUGCUGAAUUUUCAAAAGGAAACACGAAUUGAUAACCCCAUUGAUAUUGAGACCUCGAUGUCGCCAGAGGUGUCGAAUUUGCUGUUGCAACCGUUGGAAAUGAAUGAUCCCACCGGCGGACGCAAUCCACAGCAGCAGGAGACUCUGAUCUCUGCCGCAGCUGGACUGCUGGACAGCUUGGCCGAGGCACUGGAGAGCACAGACUUUAAAUUCAAUGAGCCCUACGACUCGAGGCUGUCCGAUGCGAUAAGGCUGCUGAGUGAAAUGGAUUUUGAGUCGCUGAAGAAACUCUACACAGAUGUGGACAUCGGCACUUCGUACAGACAGGAGACGAUACGCAAAAUCUUUCAUGAGAUCAUUCCACGUAUUGGCACCAAAGCCUCAGUAUUCUUAACUCGCCACCUGGUCGUGGAGAAGUCCAUCAAAUCACAAAUUGCUGUCCAGCUGCUCAUUCCAAUGCCAUUUCACAUAUUCGAGCUGUCUGCGGAGCUGGUGAAGGAGUGCGAGGAUUUCCUCAGCAUCGGACCCGAUCGUCCCGAUGUGCGGCAGGCAGCGAUCCUAAGCUUUGCCACCCUCGUCUACAACGUCUAUGUGGCAAAUGGCAUUGACAAGGAUCAGUUUGAGGAAUACGUGCAAAAGUAUUUCAAUAUGUAUUUGAACGAUCGUGACUACGAGCAGAAAAUGUUGUUCCUGCAGGGACUCAGCAAUUUGCAGAUGGGCAAUGUGGCCAAUUAUCUGGAGCCCAUUGUGCAGGAGGGCGACAAUGAGGAUCUCAGAUUUAUGGCUGCCUGGACAACGCUGGCAUUGGCCCACAAGCGGCCCGAGCGCAUCUACGAGAUCUACUGGCCCAUCUUUGAGUCCCGCAAUGCCAGUCUGGAGCUACGCGUUGCCGCCGUCACCUUGCUUCUAAUCUCGAAUCCGACUGCGGCGCGUCUGAUCAGCAUUCAUCGGAUUAUACAGAGCGAGACAGAUCCUCACUUGAUCAACUAUUAUCGCACAACAGUCACAAGCAUAUCGGAGACGACAUAUCCAUGCUACCAGCAGCUUCGUCGCCUGCUUUCCUAUAUGCAUCGCCAUCUGCCCCAGAAGCCAGAGCCGCGCUAUUGGGUCACCGGCAAUUACAUAUUCGAUUAUCGUGACUCCAAGUUCGGCAUUGGGGCCAUGCUGCAGACCUUCCUUGUCGGUGAUCCCAAGUCCGACAUGCCCGUGGUGGCAUUUUUCAAAUUUGACUCAGAGGCCCUCGGCAAAUUUACGGGUCAGCUUGCGCUGUACAUCAAGGCACGCGGUCUGCCCGAUGCCAUUUGGCAGACGCUGCAGUCCAAGGUCAAUGGCAACGAGCCCUUCACAUUGAAGAGCAUUAAGACCCUGCUGUCCAUGCUCCAGGCUCCCAUUCUCAACUCAAAGAACCUGCACUUUGAGUUCAUACUGCAAAUGGAGGGCAAAACGGUGCUUUCCUACUACCUAAAUCAACGCAUGUUCCAGCAGCUGACCUAUGAUAAUAUUUUGGGUCGUAUACAACUGCUGAUCCGCACUGAUAGCCACAUUAAUAUGCAGACAGUGCGCUGGCCCUUCAUGAACAAAUACUCGGUGCCCACGGUGCUGGGCACCUCCUCCGAUGUGCUGCUGCAGACAACGGUGCUGACAUCGCUGCGUGGCAACAUAACGGAACAUCGAACGCCGCCGAGCACGAAGCACACACUGGAGAUCGAUGCACGCUACUCGUCGUAUGCCUCGGUGCGCAGUCGCAGCUACAACCCGUUCCUCAAUCUGGACCAUGAGAUCAAUCGGGAGCAGGGCUUCCUCAUCUACAUACCGUUCAGCAGUGAGCUGACCCUAAAUGAGAGUGGCUGGUGUCCUCGCUUCACCUUCACUCGUCCCCAGAAUCUGACAAGUGGCUUGUCAUUCAAGUCACGAGCGGUGACCACAACCCGUGGUCUGAUGACAAAAACACCAGCGGCACCCUAUGAGGAGAUAAUGUACCCAGAUCCUGGCAACGAAGUGUUCCAGCCGUUUAGCUAUGCCAUUCCAGACUUGGGCGUCAAACUGAAGCUCAACAUCAAUCUGAAUGAGAUAAUCAAAUUUCGGGGCAUGCUGCUCAAGUCCGAGUUCAUAGAGAAUGGCUUCUCUCGCAGCAUGGUCGUCAGUCUGAUGAUGUACAUCUUUGGCUUCACUCAACUGAGCUCCAUUCACUUGGGUCAUGAUCGAAACUUUACCUUGCUGAUCUACAAUGAGAAUGCUACACGGAUUGAUGGCAACAUAUUCGUUGAGGACGUACUUAAGACAUCGGAAUUGAAGGGCAAGAAGAUCGGCUUUACAAUGGAGCAUGCGGAUGAGACACAGAAUUUGGAAGCGAUGCACAAAUGGAAUGUCCUAUUGGAUGUGCAGACGUCAACCAAGUCCAACUGGUUCAAGGUUACCGGCAAGGUGCAGCGCAACUCCAAAGAUGACCAGGAUGAUUGGAAGGCCUGCUCCAAGUUAACCUACGAACCGCUUGUCUUCACCAAACGCCCACACACCCUCAAUGGCUAUGUGGUCUUUGGCCUGGCUGCCGAAGACGGCGAAUGCCCGGACACCGGCUCCAAGGUGCAGUUUGCGGCACGCGCAGGCCCGUCGGAACAUGCAAGGGCCUUCCUUCGCUCGGAUAAGACAUCGCUCACUGACACCGACUUCUGUCCAAAGGAGGUGCUCAAGUUUUCGCCCAUUCCCACAUCGAAGUAUUGCAAGCGCAGCAACUUUGAGAAUUUCACAUCUAUAACGCAAUAUGACAUGGAUCUGAAGUUUACCAAUAUGCCCGCCUGGUUUGAGCUGUGGUCCACGCGUCUUGAUCACUUGGUAUCUGCUCUGUCCACCGAUAAGGUGGAUAGCCUGCACAUGAAUGAGCAGAUUAAUAUUUCGAUACACACGCCGCAUGAUCAAUUCUGGCGGACUGUCGAGGUGAAUGGAGUCCUCUGGCGUUUCUAUCACAUACCCUUUUUGUAUAAGCUGGACUCCAAGUUUGAUGCAUCACACGAAUUGAGUUACGAUUCGGGCUUUCGGCGUUCAUGUUCGGUGAUCAAUGGCAUGAUCAAUUCGUUCGAUGAUUAUCUAAUUAAUCUGGGCGAGAUUGCCGCCCAGCCGGAUUGUCUGACGCUGCUGGUGGCCGAUUGUUCGCCACAGCCUCAAAUGGCUGUGUUCCUAACACCCUCGCCGAGUGGCCAGAGUCUGGCCAGCAAUUACGGACUACGCGUUCACAUUGGCCAAAACUAUUUCAAUUUCCGAUCGCGUGCCGGCAACAGCAAUCAGCUGGACGAGGAGCCCGUCUUCAUCUAUGUGAAUCAAGCGCAGACGCCGCAUGAUGUGCGCCUCAAGCCGUAUCAAUGGCCCAUCGACGCCACUGACUAUGCCUUCCGCGUGGAGCUCAACGAGCAAAAUCUCCUGAUCAUCGAGUGCACCAAAUUGGGCGCCACCAUUCAGUUUGACAUGUACAACAUCUUCAAUUUCGAGAUCUAUGGCGUCUACAAGCAUCAGAUGUGCGGCCUGUGCAGCAAGCCCCUCAAUCGCAUGCACAACUACACGCUCUGCGAACUGGAUGCGAGCGCGACGCCGACACCGACGCCUGCUGAGAAUGUAUCUGAAGUAGUUGUAUCUUAGGGAUGAUGAUGUUUAUACAAGUAUGCAAGUGACGAACUCGAAAAUGUAGCUCAAAUAAAUGUACAGCUCAGCGCUCUGAACAAAACUAAUUUAAUAAUACUCUUAACAGAAGCCAAAAAAUAACUAAAAAGUGAUUGGUUUAAAAUUUGAAAUCAAUUUCAUAAACAUUGCCACUUCAAAAAUUAAGCAUUAGGCUACUUAUUAAAACAAUUUGCAAAACGA
This is a messenger RNA of Drosophila grimshawi, 4708 nucleotides long. RefSeq lists its product as uncharacterized. Gene Ontology annotation, molecular function: lipid carrier activity. The transcript has 16 exons. Gene Ontology annotation, biological process: lipid transport. The record is from RefSeq and is a predicted model, not a curated record. Lineage: Eukaryota; Metazoa; Arthropoda; Insecta; Diptera; Drosophilidae. The coding region runs from base 83 to 4486 and encodes 1467 amino acids.